Molecule: messenger RNA, 2331 nt
Organism: Micromonas commoda
Lineage: Eukaryota; Viridiplantae; Chlorophyta; Mamiellophyceae; Mamiellales; Mamiellaceae
Product: glycoside hydrolase family 2 protein
Exons: 1
Biological process (GO): lactose catabolic process
Cellular component (GO): beta-galactosidase complex
Molecular function (GO): beta-galactosidase activity
Source: RefSeq, a predicted model, not a curated record
CGGUUUUCCGGUCACGAUGGUGUUUUUCUCAAUUGCAUCAUGGGAAACAUUUCUACGCAUCUUGCUUCCGCAGGCCAGUGCAAUGCAUAUCUGUUGGAUGUUUCGCCUUCAUGGAAGUGCGAGACUCGUGCGUUUGGCGGAGUGGCUGUAUUGUUUUACUUUCGAUCUGUGCACGCGAGUGGGUUCCAACACGCCUGCUGCCGUGCGUAAAACCAUGCUUCCGUCGUCGAGCGGGGUGAGACACCCCGUGCCAUACAAGAUCUACAAGUGUUCGCGCCUCACAUUUUUCCAGAAUAACUAUUUCAAAACACCUUGAGACAGGAUGAAAAAGAGUCCAGGAAAGAUUGGGAAAAUCCCCAGGUCAUCGGACGUCGAAAACGGUGCGCAAAUGCUUCAGAACGAAUAUUUCUGGCGCGAAGCAGUAAAGCAGCGCUGAUCAUCACGAGGUUUACAGGUCGGGCCACGUGCCCAUGUAUUCGUUUCCCGACGUUCAGGCCGCCCUGCGCUUCUGGGCUGCUGGUGGUUCGUGGAGAGCACGUGGGAAACUUCCGAACGUGAUGCUCCUUAACGGCUCAUGGGAUUUCAUUCUAGUCUCAAAACCAGAACACACGCCGCACGGAUUCCAUGAGAGUGAUUUUCAUGAUGAAACAUGGAGUGAGAUAACUGUGCCUUCAAAUUGGGAAUGUGAAGGUUUUGACCGUCCCAUAUACACCAACGUGAUUUACCCUUUUCCUAUCAACCCACCAUACGCGAACCGACGCGGCGUAUGGACAGCAAAACAAAAACCUCACGGCAGCGAGACUGGCGGCGAACUGAGUCAUUUAUCAGGAUGGAAAUGGAAUCCGGACGUCAACGAUCAAAAUGAACUAGAAAAUCCAACCGGUUGCUAUCGACGAAUAUUCAAAGUGCCUGAAAAUUGGACUUCAGAAGGUCGUCGCACAUUCCUUCUCUUUGAAGGUGUUGACUCCGCUUUUUAUUGCUGGUUGAAUGGUCGAGCCAUUGGGUAUUCUCAAGAUAGUCGUUUGCCCGCAGAGUUCGAGGUUACUGAUUACCUGCUCUCGGGCAGGAAUGUUCUUGCAGUCCAGGUAAUGCGUUGGUGUGAUGGCAGCUAUCUCGAGGAUCAAGACCAUUGGUGGUUGAGCGGCAUCUAUCGAGACGUUAUCCUUUACGUCAAGGAAGCAAUAUUCAUAGCAGACUACAACGUUUACACAGAAAUUCCUGACAGUGCUCGGGAUGAAGCAUCAGUCAGUGUUGAUGUUUUUGUCCAUGAAGCGGUAUCUUUAGAUAUAGAUUUACCAUCUGAUGUAGUUGUCGAAGCCAUGUUGUUUGAUACGAACGGACAACACGUGACUGGGCUUGCGUCAUCUGUGGAUGAUAUGAUGCUCUGUGGCAAUGCAGAAGUCCACGGGCAGCCCUCUGAUAAAUUAUCGCCAUACUUCACCCGAAAAGUGUCCCUUACAUUUUCAAUUCCUAACGCAAGGUUGUGGUCUGCUGAAACUCCAUAUCUCUACACACUCGUGCUUCGCACAUCUAUAUUAGCGUGUCGCCAGCACAGCAACGCGACGAGUUGUGUUUUGGACGUGCGGUCUGAUGUUGAAGCAUGCCGAGUGGGCAUUCGCAUUGUUGAUAUUCAUAACAGACGGCUGCGGAUAAAUCGCGUCCCUGUCAUUAUUCAAGGUGUGAAUCGUCAUGAACAUUGUCCAAAGAGAGGAAAGUCUGUAUCUGAAGAAUCCAUGAUUGAAGACAUUGUUCUCAUGAAAAUGUACAAUUUUAACGCAGUGCGUACAAGCCAUUAUCCCAAUCAUCCUAGAUUUUAUGAUUUGUGUGAUGAAUAUGGCCUCUACGUGUGCGAUGAGGCUAACAUCGAGACACACGGAUUCCAUGCUGGCAUGCAUCCCACACCAUACUUGUCGAAUGAUCCAGCAUGGCGCGAUGCUUAUGUUUCGCGGAUGGCCCGCAUGAUCCAGCGCGAUCGGAACCACUCAUCAAUCAUCAUGUGGUCCCUUGGAAAUGAGGCUGGUUGCGGAGGGGCUCACAUUUCAAUGGCUAAUUGGGCCCGCGUCCAUGAUCCAACUCGCCCGUUGCACUAUGAGUCAGGCGGUUCACGGACGACUUGCACAGAUAUAAUAUGCCCAAUGUAUGCUCGAGUACAAACUUGUGAACACAUGCUACAUGAAGACGUACUUGAUACUCGACCUAUAAUUCUUUGCGAAUAUAGUCAUGCGAUGGGCAAUAGCAAUGGCAGUGCUGAUCUUUACUGGGAAUGCUUCAGGAGAGAGGGUCCGAUCCAAGGCGGGUUUGUAUGGGAUUGGGUUGAUCAGGGUCUUGAUG